GCGGCUGGUCCCUGGACCAAUUGAUGGAACUAGCUGGACUCUCUGUCUCGCAAGCAGUAUACCGCGUCCAUCCUCCUAAUGCAGGGAAGAAUGUCCUUGUCGUCUGCGGCCCAGGCAAUAACGGAGGCGAUGGUCUCGUCGCUGCUCGCCAUCUCGCCCAGUACGGCUACACGCCUUCAAUCUACUAUCCGAAGGAAGGCAGAAAUGUGCUUUACCAGCGUCUCAAAACCCAACUACACAACCUGUCCAUCCCCUUCAUAACCGAUUCAGACUUCCCCACAGCCCUAAAAUCCACUACUUUCCUCAUCGACGCCAUCUUCGGUUUCUCCUUCGGCGGUCCCCUCCGCGAACCAUUCCCCUCCAUAAUCUCGCAGAUCGAAGCCGCACCGAUCCCAGUAUUAAGCGUGGAUGCGCCCAGUUCCUGGGACAUUGAAAGUGGUCCGCCCAAGGAAGGCCCCGGGGCGAAGUUCAUGCCGGAGUAUUUAAUUAGUUUGACGGCGCCCAAGCCCUGCGUGAGGUAUUUCCAGGGACGGCAUUUUCUAGGCGGGAGAUUCCUGACCAAGAGUAUUACAGAGAAAUAUGCGUUGGAUUUGCCGAGGUAUCCUGGGAUUGAUCAGGUUAUGGAGGUUGGGGUUGAUACGGAGGGGAGACUUUGAUUUUGGUUAUGAUCUCAAGGUUUUAUUUUAUACUAAUUACCAGGUACCUAUGACAGUGGUGGAUGAGAACCUAAAGAGUAAAAGAAGAGAAAUAGGAUUAUCAAGGCUGUGUGUUGAAG
Molecule: messenger RNA, 775 nt
Organism: Aspergillus ochraceoroseus IBT 24754
Lineage: Eukaryota; Fungi; Ascomycota; Eurotiomycetes; Eurotiales; Aspergillaceae
Product: NADHX epimerase
Exons: 4
Coding region: 24-656 (210 amino acids)
Cellular component (GO): mitochondrion
Molecular function (GO): NAD(P)HX epimerase activity
Source: RefSeq, a predicted model, not a curated record